This is a messenger RNA of Penaeus vannamei (Pacific white shrimp), 2547 nucleotides long. The record is from RefSeq and is a predicted model, not a curated record. NCBI's taxonomy places the organism in Eukaryota, Metazoa, Arthropoda, Malacostraca, Decapoda, Penaeidae.
UUAACUUUUCCAGAAAGAUAAGAUAUGUCCAAGUCAGAGAGUAAUUCUGAUUGUCCUCCAAGAAAGCAGCCUCGCCUUGAUUGUGAAAUGGAUGAGAGUCGGGGAUCAUGUGGGAGUGAAGACAGUCCAGGGAAGGAGGAGAUCACGAGGGCCUGGCCCACAGCAAGUUUAACAAGAGCAUCUGGUGGCAAUGAUGUUUUAGCAGAUCCACGCUAUGAGGGAUUCCAGCUGUUGGAUGAAGUACAUGAUGGAGAUGAUGAUGACAAUGAUGAACCAGAUGGACAAGAUUCAGAGGAGGAUUAUGAGUAUGAUUCAGAAGUACCUGAGGAGGAGAUUGAUGCCCUGCUGGAGGAGGGCUUGCCUGAAGAGAUGAAAGGGCCAAGAAAAAGGAAAAGAGAAAUGGCACUUGGAGAAAAUGAUGAGAGCCCCUAUGAUGAAAGAGAAAAAGUGGUAUUGGUUGAAAAAGGAAAUAGUCACUUUGAAGUACUACCAGAAGGAUGGGUUCAGGUGACACACAACAGUGGAAUGCCUGUUUAUCUUCAUAAACAGACAAGAGUUUGCACAAUGGCUAAACCUUAUUUUUUAGGACAAGGUAGUGUCAGGAAACAUGACAUACCCCUCAGUGCUAUACCUUGUCUCCAGUACCUGAGAGCUCUAGCAGAUGAGAAAACAAGCAGUCAAGAGAGUAAAGAAACCAGUGAGAAGGAAACCUCGGAAGGGGAAGAGAGUCAGCAAAGCAGGCCUGGAAUCGGCAUGAAUGCAAGUCAGGUGGACGAUCAAUUGGGAGUCAUUGAGAAUGGGAUAGACGCUGUGAAGGCGACAUCAGUUAGCAGAGCCACAUCAUGUCCGGUGACUGGCGGAAGUUUGGCAGCUGCUUUGGCUCUCAAUACAAAUAAGGAAGGAGGUGCCCCGCCUGCUGGGUUGAUGGUAGGCAAUGCCAAGAUAGAGACAGCGGUGGAAAAUCUGCAGCAGCAGUCUUUGGACGAACUUGAAGUCAGGGAAUACUGCAAGAACCGAUUUCUUUUUAAGAGCAUUAAGAUUAUUAGGUUCAAAUCCUGGGCAGAAAGAAGAAGUUUCCAGAAGAUGAGCAAGAAAAAAGAUAGACCGCAACUCCCAGAAGGAACUAAACUUAUAUCCCUUAGGAGACAAGAGGAGGAUGGUGUUCCAGCAGCCAGCAGUAAGAAGGAGUGGAUUAUGAAUCCCAAAGGAAAGAGCUAUGUGUGCAUUUUACACGAGUAUGUGCAACAUGCUCUUAAAAAACAGCCAAAGUAUGUCUUCAAAGAAGUAGAGAAUGCUGCCACACCAUAUGCUGCCACCAUCAUCAUCAAUGACAUGCACUACAGCACAGGUUAUGGUAGUAGCAAGAAGCAAGCAAAAACAGAGGCAGCUAAAGCAACACUAGAAAUCCUUCUUCCUGAGUUGGGUGAAAAGAUCCGGGAGGAAUCAAACACUAAGGGAGAUGCGGAUUUGUCUUUCUUUGAUGAAAUUCGCAUAGAAGACCCAAGGGUACCAGAGCUCUGCAAUAAAACAAGUGAACUUUCCCCCUAUUCAAUUUUACUCAACUGUCUUCAGAGAAACUUUGGUCUUAAUGGUGCCAAUAUAGAGUCCAGAUUAGUCACCCAGAAAAAUCAGAAGAACGAGUUUGUGAUGACAGUUGGAAAACACACUGUGCAGGUCCAGUGCAAGAACAAGAAGGAUGGGAAACAGAGAGCCUCACAAGCUAUCCUUCAGAAACUCCACCCACAUAUCAGCAGCUGGGGCUCGUUACUAAGGUUAUAUGGUAACCGGUCAAUGCAGACUAUGAGAGAAAAAAAGGCUGAGGAACAAGAAAUCACCUUACUGCAAUCAAAUGCCACUGUGAACCAGCCAAACACCUCCAUCAUAAACAAACUAAAGCUGGAGAUGCUCAAACUGCAGGAAAUGAAGAACUCCAUUCAACCAAUUGGAAGAUUCCUCCCUCCCGAAGAUGUUGCCCUUCCCUCUGCUUCAGGAAUCGAUCUUAAUAAUGUUGAUCUAUAAAGGAAAUAAUUUAUCUUUCUAUUUUAUGAUGUGAAUGUGAGGGUAAUUACUUGAGCUGUCUCCAAGUUAUGAAUGUAUGUACCAGUUUUUUAUUAAACUUUUUAUCAAUGAUAUUGAAAAAAAGAAAUGUGAUAUUAACACAAGGUGCCCACCCUUAUGCUGUGAUGAACAAGACCAUAAAAUUGCCUGUGAUAUACAAGUGCAUGAAGUCCCAAGUUUGUUUUACAGGUAGCCUAUCUAUUUUUUAUCACAGAUGCCAGUGAUUUCUGUACUUAAUAGAGCAGCUGACUCAUACUGUUAAAUCAGAUAACAGAUCUCACUUUCAUGUUUUUAACCAUGUUGGAGUUAUGCAGAAAUAUAACUGAAUGAAAAUAUGUGGAAAACAACGUUCCAGUUACAUGCGGUCUUUCACUUUUUCCAUAUCAUGCUAUUAUGAUAGUUGUUCUCUGUGCACAUCAUUUGCCCCAUGUUUUCAGUUUAGAAUAAAGAAAAUGCUUUAAAAAGAGACCAAACUAAUCAAUAAAAGAA